Mucor mucedo is the source of this 1081-nucleotide messenger RNA. RefSeq names its product transcriptional regulator of RNA polII, SAGA, subunit-domain-containing protein. The record is from RefSeq and is a predicted model, not a curated record. The transcript is spliced from 3 exons. Gene Ontology annotation, biological process: regulation of transcription by RNA polymerase II. Bases 16 to 1032 code for a protein of 338 amino acids. Lineage: Eukaryota; Fungi; Mucoromycota; Mucoromycetes; Mucorales; Mucoraceae. Gene Ontology annotation, cellular component: SAGA complex. Gene Ontology annotation, molecular function: transcription coactivator activity.
AAUAAAAACACAACAAUGAUUACAAAAGACGAAACUUCCAGCACGCCAGUAAAAGGUCAUUUUCUUCAUCCAACUGCCAAUGGUAGACAGGAUGUAUUGGCUUUAAAGCAACAAUUAGCCGAUGCGUUGGGUGAAAAUGGACCACUGUACUGGGAUGCUUUACGAGAUUUUGUCAUGGGCAAACUCAAUCGACAAGAAUUUGACUUUUAUGCCAAUUUAUACUUGAGCAGACAAAAUGCGUAUCUUCACAAUGCAUUUAUCUUAAGUACAGUACAUAACGCACAAACGAAUACACCACCUCCUUCCAAACAUCGCCUUGUGGGCUGGGCAAAACGAAAGCGAGGCAAAGAUGGAUCAUUGGCAGUGGAUGGGGACAGUGAUCAAGAUCCCAGAAAGCGUAAACUCAAACUAGACGUCAUGGCUUUGAAUAAAGCUGAUCGUGAAAGGUUGAAGGCACUUGUGAAAUCGGGUGAUAAAAACAAAUUGAGACCGUAUGUGGAUCGAUUAUUAGGCACACGUAUCAGUCGACCUCCUACUUUACCAUUUGCAUUAGACCAACUACCACAAAAUUUCAGUCAAGAAUAUUCAAAGGGCUUAAUGGCUCCCUUAUGCAUUGAUUUAAAGGAACUACCGACACCCGAAACUUUACAUGCGAGAAUGACGAGUAUUGCACUAGAGAAUGGAUUAUUAGGAGGGAUCGGAGAGGAUGUGGUCAAUGUCAUGUUAUUUGCAGCAGAGAAUUAUAUCAAGUCAUCCAUCACUAGCGCGAUAAGUAAAAGAAGAGUGAAUAAGUGUAUUGGUGUAAAAAUGGUGCGUCCUGAGGAGGAAGAAGAAGAAGAGAAAGAAGAAAAUGCGGAGGGAUCAUCCAUCAAUUUACGUGAUCUUGCCUUUGCUUAUCAUAUUACACCCUAUGUAUUAGUGGAAAAUCCAUUAAAUGCAGAGAAAUUGACCGCCUUGUUGAAUGACAGUGAGGAUGAAGUUGUGGUAGAUAAUUUGGGCGACAGCAGCUCAGAGGAAGAUUACGAGUUGUAAAUGUCAUACUCUAUUAAUAAAAUAUCCUAAUUUGUUUGCUUAAAAUAAA